Molecule: messenger RNA, 1174 nt
Organism: Carassius carassius (crucian carp)
Lineage: Eukaryota; Metazoa; Chordata; Actinopteri; Cypriniformes; Cyprinidae
Product: pleckstrin homology domain-containing family A member 4-like
Exons: 9
Coding region: 86-1129 (347 amino acids)
Source: RefSeq, a predicted model, not a curated record
UGAAAGAGGGAUUGAGCCUCCGCUGCCGAGUCUGUGUGACUGUGUUGAGUGUCUGUCUCUCAGAGAGAGAGAUGCUGAAUGCACCAUGGAGCUGGAAGUUGCUGUUGGCUACCAAAAACAGACCAGCAUGGAGGAUCAGGACAGGGUCAGUCAGGCCUCCAGCAGCGCCACAGUGUCCUUUCUGCAGAUCAGAGACAGGUGUCAUGAAAAAGUGCAGGCGUUUGGAAAGAGAUGUCAAGCGGCGAAGAGAGACCCCAACUGUCCUGUAGUGAUCAGAGGAUGGCUGUACAAGAGGGACAGCACUGGACUGAAAUUGUGGAAAAGAAGAUGGUUUGUUCUCUCCAAUUACUGCCUGUACUAUUAUAAAGACAGCCGAGAGGACUCUGUCCUGGGCAGUAUUCCUCUUCCCAGCUACAGGAUCCUCUACUGCUCCCCUAGAGAGUGCAGGAACCGGAAAUAUGCAUUCAAGGUUGUUCAUCAGGGGAUGCGGCCGUACAUCAUGAGCGCUGAAACCCAGGAGGACAUGUUGGGUUGGGUCAGGGCUCUCAGCCAAUCAGCAAGCAUGGAGGCUGAUGACAUCAUCAACAGACGCUGUGCCAGUUUUCAGGAUUUCACUCAGAUGGGAGAUAACGCUGAAACCAUGGAGCUCCAGCACACGGCCACUUUUCCAGAACGAAAAGCUCAGACCGCAACAAAUCUGAGCAGGGUGCACACAGAGCCGACUCUGCUGGAUCAAGACAUGAUGGGAAUUAAAAUGAAGACACCAGAGCUGAGAGGAAGACAUGAGAGCAGACCAAUCACACCUGAAGCUACCGAGUAUUCUCAGAGUUUGCUGAAUGCAGAUGAGGAACCUCUUUCCUUCCUACAUCCGAAGGCAACCUUCAAGCAGCCUUCAUUUCCCAGAGAUCAUUAUGAGUUACCGUGUCACGGUAAUAUGGGCAGAACGGACGUUUGGCCCUCAGAUAACUGCUCGAGUGCUCCAAUGUCACCCUGCAUAUACACAGAGAGUGGACAUCUGCUCGACAAGCCGGAGCUUCAGUGUUCUGUGUGCUACUGUUCCAACUACCACACGGCAGAACACAUGGCAGUGUGCAAGGUAAGACAAACCUGUGAUAACUUCAUGUUAUGAAUCCUUUAAAGUUAAUUUUCCAUGCAAUACAGCACAUAUAAAAUU